This is a messenger RNA of Dentiscutata erythropus, 1081 nucleotides long. NCBI's taxonomy places the organism in Eukaryota, Fungi, Glomeromycota, Glomeromycetes, Diversisporales, Gigasporaceae. The record is from the annotation of a GenBank genome assembly.
AUAUUUCAACACUCUUCUUGAUGAUCAUCAGAUAUUGGUUUUAUGCAAAUUAUCUCCUUUAGUUAAACGUAAAGAAGGAAGUGAGCUUUUUAAGCAGCUUUUAGAGAUAUUAAAGUUUUAUGCUGGCUUCGAAAUUCAUGAUCAUACUGGAUUGGCAUUGACUGAUGAUCAAAUGACAGAAUUACAUUGUAAAAAGCUCAUGUCUUUACAGCAUACUGCAUUCAAACAUUUUAAGGACUCAUUGCAGUUGUUAGCUCUUUCAAAUUUGUCUGCAAUAGAAACACGGGAAGAUUUAUUAAGACAAAAAAGAUUAGCGGAUGAUGAAUUAAAUGAAUAUUAUGAUAAAGAUUUUUUAAUAGAAGUCUUGAUUGCAAAAUUUGAAAAAAGAACAAGUCAAAUUGAUGCGAUCAAUGCACUUCCACUAUAUCCUGAUGAGAAUGCUCUUUUUGAUGACGCGGUAGUGAAAACUCAAUUUUAUUCCGGUGAUAAUCCACUGGCUCUUCCAAAACUUAAUUUACAAUUCCUUACUAUUCAUGAUUAUUUGUUGAGAAACUUUAAUUUAUUUCGAUUGGAAAGCACUUAUGAAAUUCGACAAGACAUUGAAGAUGUUGUCAAACGAUUGGCUCCAAGAAUAACUUAUCCAUCUGGUAGAACUGAAUUCACUGGUUGGGCUCGCAUGGCAAUAGAAAUUGAACGAUUUAAUAUUAUAGAAGUUUCAAAACCAAAUCUUGGCGAAGAUAAACCUUCUCAAGUUAAAGCCGAUGUGACUUUUAACAUUGGUCGUUAUACUGAUUCAAUUCAAAAUGAAUGGGAUUCUUUAAGGCAACAUGAUGUAUUAUUUUUGCUUACAAUUCAAGCUCACGAUGGUACUGCGGAUAAAUAUCGUGAUGACAUACCAUUCAGAUCGCAUUUUGGUUUAAAGUAUGUUAGAGGAUGCGAAAUAGUUGAGAUUAUUGGCGAUGAUGGUAAACCAAUUGAAGAAGCAAGUAAGCCAAAUGUAGAAGAAAAAACAAAAAUUUCGGGAAAUUUGAGAACUCUUCGCGUAUUGUUGGACCCAAAUCAAUAUAAAGUAACGUGUUAA